Cottoperca gobio is the source of this 3802-nucleotide messenger RNA. Its product is annotated as kelch-like protein 11. NCBI's taxonomy places the organism in Eukaryota, Metazoa, Chordata, Actinopteri, Perciformes, Bovichtidae. Bases 121 to 2169 code for a protein of 682 amino acids. The record is from RefSeq and is a predicted model, not a curated record. The transcript is spliced from 3 exons. Gene Ontology annotation, molecular function: protein binding.
CGCCUUUCCCCCACUGCGCAUGUCAGGAUUCGUUCUGUGUUUACUAAGCUGAAGUUGGUUCCUUGUUCGUCGUUUCCCAACGCUUUAAUCACUUUGACAUAAGAAAGCGCCGGCAGCAGAAUGGCAGCGGCGGCCCCGAACCCGGAGGACACCGCCAGGAGCAGCAGUAGCAGCGGCACCAGCACACCCAGCGCCCUCGCCGGAGACGGGGACGCCGAGGAGUCCGAGGACUUCACGUCCGCCUCCCACUGCUCGGAGCUGUCUCGGCGGCAGAACGAGCAGAGGAAGCAGGGCUUGUUCUGCGACGUGACGCUGGCCUUCAGCAGCGGGGCGGCUAGCGGGAGCGUGCAGAGCUGCGAGUAUUCAGCCCACAGGUCCGUCCUGGCUGCGGCCACCGAUUAUUUCACCCCGCUUCUCGGAGGACAGUUCUCCGAGUCCUUGUCCGGACGGGUUGAGAUGAAGGAAUGGAGCUCAGAACUGGGUCCGGACCCAGAUACGGUUCAGAGUGUCAUCCAGUAUAUGUACACUGGAGAAAUACGCGUUAGCACCUGCAAUGUGCAUGAAGUACUGGAGCUAGCUGACAGGUUCCUCCUGCUGCAGCUGAAGGAUUUCUGCGGCGAGUUCCUGAAGAAGAAGCUGAGCUUGACCAACUGUGUGGCGGUGCACAGUCUAGCCCACAUGUACACCUUGGACCAGCUGGCUCUACGGGCUGCAGACAUGAUCCGUCGCAACUUCCACAAGGUCAUCCAGGACGACGAGUUCUACACGCUGCCCUUUCACCUGGUCCGUGACUGGCUGUCGGAUGCAGAGAUCACAGUGGACUCUGAGGAGGUGCUAUUUGAAGCUGUGGUCAAGUGGGUGCAGAAGAACCCAGAGGAGCGAAGCCGCUACUUUGAGGAGCUGUUCCGUCUCCUGAGGCUGCCACAGAUCAAGCCCACCUACCUGACCAGGGUGGUGAAGACUGAGCAGCUGGUGGCCUUAAAUGAAGCCUGCCUCCGGCUGGUGUCGGAGGCGGUGGAGGGCCACGCUAUACGCUUCGAGAACCUCAAGUCAACUGACAUGGAGUUCUGGUCUUCCCACAUGGCUUCCUUUCAGCCUCGCUUCGGCCAGAACAUGGACGUUAUCAUGGUGGUAGGAGGCGUGUCAGAGGGGGGGGACUACCUGAGUGAGUGUGUGGGCUACUUCAUUUACGAGGACCGUUGGGUCAACCUGCCGCACAUUCACAACCACCUGGAUGGCCACGCUAUCGCUGCCACAGAGUCCCACGUCUACGUAGCCGGAUCUAUGGAACCAGGCUUUGCUAAGACGGUGGAACGUUACAAUCCUAAUCGCAACACCUGGGAGCAGGUGAGCAACCUGACCACACGCAAACACUCCUUUGGCCUCACCUGUAUAAAGGAUAUACUGUACAGCAUCGGUGGCCAUGGAAACUUCAGUCCGGGUUUCAAAGACGUCAGUAUAUACGAGCCUGAGCAGGACAAGUGGCACAAUCUGGAAUCUGCCCCCAAAAUCCUGCGGGACGUGAAGGCAGUGAGCGUGGAGGACCGCUAUGUGUACGUCAUGGCACGCACACCUGUCGAUACAGAUAAUGAGGAUGGACUGAAGACGGUGACCACGCGCUAUGACACAGAGAGCCGCCAGUGGCAAGACGUUGAAUCCUUGCCGCUUAUUGACAACUAUUGCAUCUUCCAGAUGGCUGUGGCUUCCACUAACUUCUACCACACGGCCUCCUGCUGCCCCAAGAGCUACACAGUGCGGGAUGAGGUUGCCAAGCAAAAGAUCAGUGUGCGGAUCUCUGAUGAGAUCCUGGAGAGCCUGCCACCAGAGGUGACCAGCAUCGAGGGAGCUGCCAUCUGCCACUUCGACGAGGACGUCUUCAUCAUCGGAGGCUGGAAGAACAGUGAUGAUGUGGACAAGCAGUACCGCAAGGAGGCUUACCGCUACUGUGCUGAGAGGAAACGCUGGAUGCUGCUGCCGCCCAUGCCUCAGCCUCGCUGCCGAGCCACCGCCUGCCAUGUCCGCAUCCCCUACCGCUUCCUGUACGGCUGCCAGCGCUACCCCAUGCCCCAGAACCUGGCCCGCCAGCGAGAUCGCAUGCAGCAGAUGCAGCAGCUUCACCGACGCACGCUCACCUUACGCCGGCAGCUCCAGUCGCAGAUAGAGUGCUGAGCAACUCGGCGUCUGCUUAAAUCCAAGAACUACUUUGUCCGAGAAUACACUGCGAACAUCAUUUCAAUUGUAGCCAUCUUCAUCGACCCAUACUCGUACAAAACGUCCUGCAGCGGGUCUUGUGUUGCGAUCAUACUGGAUUACAUUAAACUGAACUCUGUGCCAUCGGCUCCCCUGCUGUGUUGUGUUACUGGCUGAUGUGUGGAAAGCCACGAGAUGUUUGGACAGGUGUCUGUGAAGAAGGAUACGAGGAAUGUAAACAUGUGAAUAAGAGUGUUAUAUACUAAAGCAGCCAACAACUGAAUAUCCUUUUGUCAAUCAUGUUGGUAUAGAUGCUGUUUAUCUGUUUGUACAUAAAUAGGAUAAAGCUGUAUAUGUAAACAUUUAUAUGGAUAUUUUACAUUCCUUUUAUUGUAUGCCUGUACUAGGGAGGCGUUGUGACAUUACCAAUAACUGCAUUCCUACAUUCAAUCCAACUCGCUUAAUGAAGUCUCAUUCCAUUUUAACACUGUGACAAUCUCCUCAUGCAAGUAGAACAUCGGUCCAAAUGUCUUAACUUGUGUAUCAGAAUUAGUAUUGCUCCGCUUGUUACUGUGCAGCCUCCACAACUAAAUGUGAAUUCAUUCAGAGAGGCUGUUAAGAUCCCGUAGACUAGUUUACUUUAGAUCCCUUCAACAGUUGUUCUGAGCAUAUUUAAUCAUUUAAUUUUUGUUGCUCCAUUCCUAACAUUUAAAAACUAGUGGUUUUGCUCCAGGUGUCUGACGAGGGGAACUCACGAGAGAACUGUGAUGUUGAGAAGAUGUACUAAAAUGAUUCCUUUGAAUUAUCUUAACAUUUAAACAUUAUAUUCGGCCACUGCAUUAAGCGUCAAUCGCUGGCAAUGGCUCAAUCAUUCCUUUCUUUUGCACUUUGGCCGUCUGUUGCUCAGUGUAUUCCCAUUCACUAAAGAACAAUACAUUGAAAAUGUAUAUAUGUGCAAGUGCGGGAGUAUGAUUUGUGUUUGCAGAGCUUCUCUACAACUGCACUUUUGACAUCUAACUGUUUUAAGUCUUACAGAAGUAUAGGGAUUUAAUUUGUCACUGCACUUUGACUUUACUUAUUUAAUUUGUUUAAUAUCAGACAAGGUGAUUGUAUUUUGGAAAUGCUUUGUUUUAGCCGGCAAAGACAGUCAGUUUUGAUCUUCUUUGAAAAAAACAUGUUAUUGUUAUUUUUUGCCAACAUUAAAUGUCUUGUUGAACCUUUAUUGUUAUUGUACUUCCCCCUCAGCUGGGUGUAUAUUAGAGAUCUGCUGUUUGUUCUGUGGUCUCCUCUCACCCUGCGGAGACAUUUAGACAUGAGAUGAAAAGGAAUCAGACUUAUAGGCAAAACAAACAGGAUUGUUAUAUAAAUGUGUUGUGACUGACAUUCAGAAAUUCCCGCUGUCCUCGCAGCGCCUAUUACAGCAUAAAGGUUACAGAGUGCAGAAAUGAUAUUCAUUUCCACUUUGUGACCAACAUAAAUGGCACUGCAAAUAUUAAGUGGAAUAUGCUAUGUCAUUUUCUUUGCAUGUGAUGGUCUGACCUUGUGUGCUUAUGUUGGAUGUAAGAAAUGCUAAUGUCAUCCCUUGCAAUUAAAAUUGUUUUGUAAGACAAAC